Messenger RNA from Pedinophyceae sp. YPF-701, 3636 nucleotides. Lineage: Eukaryota; Viridiplantae; Chlorophyta; Pedinophyceae. The record is from the annotation of a GenBank genome assembly.
AUGGCGAUCAAACAGAUCGACAGGGCGGCCACGACGGCCUUCUGCCCAAAUGCGCCGUACAUCGCGACGGGAUCCAUGUCCGGGGCGAUCGACAUGAGCUUCUCCACGAACUCGACGCUCGAGAUCUUCAACCUCGAUCUCGACCAGGCAACCGGGGAGUGCUCGCUCGCAGGCGGCGCCGUCCCCGCCCCCGAGCGCUUCCACCGCCUGGCGUGGGGCGGGUGCUCGUCCCCCAGCUCGCGCGGGCUGCUCGCCGGCGGGCUGGCCGACGGCGUCGUGUGCGUCUGGGACCCCUCGAAGAUCAUCGGCACCCAGAGCCCCAGCAAGGCCUCCUGCCAGGUCGCCACCCUCCAGAAGCACAAGGGCGCUGUCCGCGGCCUCGAGUUCUGCCCGAGCAGCACGUCGCCGUGGCUCCUCGCGUCCGGCGGGGACGACGGCGAGCUCUGCAUCUGGGACCUCAACAACCCCGCCAGCCCCUCCCUCCUCCCGGCCCUCGGCACCGACGGCCAGAGCCCCAAGGGCGACAUCGCGCACCUCUCGUGGCACCGCAAGGUUCAGCACAUCCUCGCCUCCACCAGCAACACGGGCACCACCGUGGUGUGGGACCUCCGGCGGCAGAAGCCCGUCAUCUCGUUCCGCGACCCGGCGUCCGCGCGGCGGUGCAGCGCGCUGCAGUGGCACCCCGAGGUGGGCACGCAGCUCAUCGUGGCGUCCGUCGAGGACGCGUGCCCGACGCUGCAGCUGUGGGACCUGCGGAACUCGCAGUCGCCGGUGCGGGAGAUCGCGGGGCACCACAAGGGCGUGCUGGCGGCGUCGUGGUCGCCGCACGACCCCUCGCUGCUGCUGACGUGCGCGAAGGACAACCGCACGGUCUGCUGGGACGUCCCCACGGGGUCGACGGUGUGCGAGGUGGCCGGGCGGCCCGGCAGCGGGUCGAACUACAACUUCUGCGUGGCGUGGUGCCCGACGGAGCCCGGGGUGUUUGCGACGUCGUCGUUCGACGGCCGCGUGACGCUGUCGUCGCUGCUCGCGUGCACCGCGCCCGAGAUGCGCGAGGAGGUCCGCGAGGACUUCUCGACGGUGCUCGUGCCGUCGGGGCCCUCGCGCCCGCUGGCCAAGCCGCCCAACUGGAUGCAGCGGCCGGCCGCGGCGUCGUUCGCGUUCGGGACGCGGCUGGUGUCGGUCGCGAACAGCCGCGCGCCCGGGCCGGACCCCGCGCAGCCCGCGCGCACGUCGGGGCGCGUGACGGUGAGCCAAGUGCAGACUGAGACCGACCUGGUCAGCCUGUGCGAGGCCUUCGGGCAGGCGGUCGGCGCGCGGGACCCCUCCGCGCUGCUGCAGCUGUGCCAGCGCCGGCAGGGCGAGGCCGACGCGCAGGGGUCGCCGGAGGGCGCGGUCUGGCGGCUGUUGGCGGGGCAGUUCGACGCCGACGCCCGCGGGCGCCUGCUCGACUUCCUGGGCUUCGAGCGGCCGCCGGAGCGCCGGCAGGAGGUCGCGGAUCUCGGGCAGGCCGAGCAGUCGCUCGCCGCCGCGCAGGCGUCGGCGAACGGCGACGCGCACGCGCCUCCGCCGGCGGACGGCGCGGACCCGUCGUCCUUCUUUGAUGACCUCGCCGCGAUGUCGCUGCAGCCCCCCGCGGGCGGCGCGGCGCCGGAGGCCGCCGUCAAGGAGGAGGCGUCCGCGGACGCGGCGUGGGAGUCCACGGACGAGACGGACAAGGCGGUGCAGGGUGCGCUGCUCACCGGGGACUUCGAGGGGGCUGUGGGCGCCGCGAUCUCCGCGGGGCGCAUGGCUGACGCGCUGCUGCUCGCGUCCCUCGGCGGGCCCGCGCUGCUGGCGGCCGCGCAGCAGGUGUUCACGGCGCGGGCCGCGGCCAGCCGGCCGUACGUGGCGACAGCGGCGGCCAUCGCGUCCGGCGACCUCACGGGCCUCGUGAAGACGCGCCCCGUCGCGCUCUGGCGCGAGACGCUCGCGCUGCUGUGCACCUACGCGCCCACCGACGCCUGGCGCGACCUGUGCGCGCUCCUCGGGCACCGCCUCUCCAAGGCCGCGCGCGUCCACGAGGCCACGCUGGUCUUCGUGUGCGGCGGGAACGUCGACCAGGCCGUCUCGGCGUGGUGCCGCGGCCUCGGAGGGUCGCCGUCCCCCACCGACCUGCACGCCGCGCUCGAGAAGGGCCUGGUGCUGGCGGCGGCGUCGGGCGGCGCCGAGGCCCCCGAGCGGCUCGGCAAGCUCGUGUCGGACUACGCGGGCAUCCUGGUGUCGCAGGGCCGCAUGGACCUCGCGCUGCAGUUCCUCGACAUGGUUCCGGGGGAGGAGGCGGGCCCGACGGCGGUGCUGCGGGACCGCAUUGCACGGUCGUGGUGGGACAACGCGGCGGCGGUCCCGCAGCCGCCGUUCCCGUUCGUCGGGGAGGAGGUCUACCCCGUGGUCCAGGAGGAGCCCGCCGCGCCGUCGCCGACCGCGCACGGCGGGCAGGGCGCGGGCUACGACGGGUGGGGCGCGCAGUCCACGCACUCGCAGCAGCAGGCCGCGCAGGGCUGGGGGCAGCAGGCCGCGCCGCAGACGUCGUACCAGCAGCCCCAGGCGUCCUAUCAGCAGCCCCAGGCGUCGUACCAGCAGCCCCAGGCGCAGCAACAGACGGCCUACCGGCCAGCGCAGCCCGCGCCGCAGCAGCAGCCGGUCUGGAAGCAGACCUCCGUGUCGCAGCCGCAGCAGCCGCAGACGCAGCCGCAGCAGCAACAGCAACAGCAGCCUGCGGCGUACAACGCCCCGCGCCAGCAGCCCGCAGCGUACAACCCUCCCCCGCAGCAGGAGCCGGGGUACAGCGCGCAGACCCCCGCCGCGUACGGCGCCUCGGCCGCGCCGGCCGCGUACGCGAAGCCCGCGGGCUCGCCGUACGCGGGGACGUCGACCCCCGCGGGCGCCGCGGCGACGCAGUACAUGCCCGCGCCGCGCGCCCCGCAGGCGCCGGCGUCGUCGGGCUACUCGGGCCACGCCGCGCAGCCGCAGCCCGGCAUGAUGGUGCCGCAGCCCGCCGCGCACGCGGCCAGCGGCGGCGCGUACGGCGGGGACCCGCGCACGUCCGGCGGGUAUGGCCAGCAGCAGCAGGCGCCACAGGCGCAGCAGCCGGGCAUGUUCGUGCCGCAGCCCGCCCCGGCGCCGAACACGCCGGCGUCGGGCCCGACUCCCCCGAAAAGCCAGGGCCCGUACGGCGGCGGCAUGCCCGGGUACAACGCGCCGGCGCCGAAGCCGGCGCCGCCUGCGCAGCCGCCGGCGGACAUCUCCAUCGCGACGUUCGACGCGUCGUCGCUGGACGCGCAGGGCCGCGCGAUCGUCGCGUCGUUCGGGCGCGUGUGGAAGCACUGCAGCGGCAUGCAGCUGAGCCCGCAGCACCGCAAGGCCGUUGACGACGCGGGCAAGAAGUUCGGGGUGCUGGCGUGGCAGCUGAGUCAGGGGGGGGUCAAGGAGCGCGUGCUGCAGAAGCUGGUCGGACUGAGCCAGGCGCUCGACCGGCAGGACGCGGCCGCCGUCGGCCAGGCGGUGACGACGAUCGUCAAGGAGGAGUUCGACUCGUGCAGCCAGUGGGCCACGGCACUCAAGAGGCUCCUGCGCCUCAUGGGCGUCCUGCACUAG